AUUUUUGUCCUCAGCGCGCCGAAGGGUGACCGGGGUGGUGGGGGCGGCGCGAGGAAGCCUCGAGUCGCGCGCUCAACCGCCCGCCUCGCCUCGCUUCCCUUCCGUCCGUUUUUUAUUUUCUUUCCCCCCCCCCAAUUCUUCUUCUUCUUCUCCUCAGCCAUGCUGGCCGCCGCCCGGCUCCUCCGCAGCUGCGCCGCUCCCGCCCUGCGCGGCCUGGCCCUGAGGACGCCCGCUGCGGCAGCACUACCUCUGCGUUGCUAUGCUCACAAAGCAGAGAUCACAGAUGAAGAACUGGACGCUCGCUGGGUGAUGUUCUUCAACAAACCUGAUAUUGAUGAUUGGGAACUCAGGAAAGGUAUUAACACCUUAGUCGAUGCAGACAUGGUUCCUGAACCAAAAAUUGUUGAUGCGGCUUUGAGGGCAUGCAGGCGGCUAAAUGACUUUGCUACCACAAUCCGCAUCUUGGAAAUGGUAAAGUACAAAUCGGGCAGAUACAGGGAUAUAUAUCCAUACGUUAUCCAGGAACUUAGACCAACUUUGAAUGAAUUGGGAAUUUCAACUCCAGAAGAACUUGACAUGGACAAAGCAUAAACUUAACAAUGGACUUCCCAUGAGAAUACCGUUAAGGUUCUGUGACUGUACAACAAUUACCUGGAUAUUAUAGACAUUAUAAUUACUUAUUUGAAAUCACUUCUUCCUUUUAUUGAGUCCUGGAUAUGUAUUGUGAAGUUGACCUAAUAAAGAGGAAAUGGUUUGAAUUGA
Pantherophis guttatus is the source of this 762-nucleotide messenger RNA. RefSeq names its product cytochrome c oxidase subunit 5A (gene COX5A). Gene Ontology annotation, biological process: mitochondrial electron transport, cytochrome c to oxygen. NCBI's taxonomy places the organism in Eukaryota, Metazoa, Chordata, Lepidosauria, Squamata, Colubridae. The record is from RefSeq and is a predicted model, not a curated record. Gene Ontology annotation, cellular component: mitochondrial inner membrane; respiratory chain complex IV.